AUGGCGGCCCGGCUGCUGCGCGCGCUGCGGCCUUCUGCGCCCCGCGCCCUCCUCCCCGCGCCGGGCCCGCGCUGCAGGUAUCAGGCGGGCCCGGAGGAGGGCGAGACGGCGGAGCUGCUGGCCCUGGGCUUCGACCGGGCGCAGGCCCGGCGGCUCCGCCUGCUGCAACCGGGGCUGGAGCCGCAGAGGCGGGCGGAGGCGGCGGCGCAGCUGCUGCUGCUGGGGCUGAGCGAGGAGGCCGCGCUGGGGCUGCUGGAGCGGAACCCGGGGCUGCUGCGGAUGGCGACCGCGCGGCUGAAGGAGCGCGCCGAGUACCUGCGGCGGCUAGGGCUGGAAGGAGCGCGGCUGCAGAGCGCGGCGGGCCGCUGCCCUGAGGUGUGGACGCUGCCCCGGAGGAGGAUGGAGGCGGUGGUGCGGCUGCUGCGGGAGCGGUGUCUGUUCACGGCCGAGCAGCUGGCCGAGCUGCUGCGGAGCUGCCCCGAGGUGCUGCUGGAGGAGCCGGACCGCGUGCAUCAUCACUUCCAGUACGCGUACUUCAGGAUGGGCGUCCGGCAGAAGGAGAUGGUGAAGGCCCGGCUGUUCUGCACGCCCUUCGCCGAGCUGAGGAACCGCCACAUCUUCCUGGAGCGCCGCGGGAUUUACCGCACCCCGCACAAAGGCCAGACCCAGAGCAACAACCCCGUGCUGCGGGACGUGCUGCGGCCAAGCGAGGGCGACUUCGUGGCCGGCGUAGCCCGAGCCUCAGCCGAGGAGUACGAGGUGUUCAAGAGGCUGCUGGCCCGGGAGGAGGAGGAGGAGAUGGAGGAUGAGGAAGAGGACGAGGAGGAAGAGGAGGGUAGCGCUGCACUGCACGCAGAGGGAGACGAUAGGGACUGGCACCGAUAAGGACAGUGCCGAGCCCUCCCGAGCUGCCCCCUGUCCACCCCCCCCCAGUGACCAGCUGCUCCACAGAAUAUACCGUUUCUAUAAAGUGUUUUUAUUUAUUUAUUAAAAAAAAAAAAUCAAA
Messenger RNA from Lagopus leucura (white-tailed ptarmigan), 1006 nucleotides. It is a transcript of the gene MTERF4, whose product is annotated as mitochondrial transcription termination factor 4. The transcript has 3 exons. NCBI's taxonomy places the organism in Eukaryota, Metazoa, Chordata, Aves, Galliformes, Phasianidae. Bases 1 to 885 code for a protein of 294 amino acids. Gene Ontology annotation, biological process: regulation of DNA-templated transcription. The record is from RefSeq and is a predicted model, not a curated record. Gene Ontology annotation, molecular function: double-stranded DNA binding.